Pocillopora verrucosa is the source of this 2857-nucleotide messenger RNA. RefSeq names its product E3 ubiquitin-protein ligase TRIM71-like. NCBI's taxonomy places the organism in Eukaryota, Metazoa, Cnidaria, Anthozoa, Scleractinia, Pocilloporidae. Gene Ontology annotation, molecular function: ubiquitin protein ligase activity; zinc ion binding; protein binding. Gene Ontology annotation, biological process: protein monoubiquitination. The record is from RefSeq and is a predicted model, not a curated record.
UGCUUUAAAUAGGAUGCCUCCUCAGGCAAGCCUUCUCGGAAUCUAAAACACAUUUCGCGGCUGUGUUUUUUUCUGAAAUUCGUGAUGGAGUCGCUUCUUAAAAACCUCAAAGAGCAUGUAACAUGUUCGAUUUGUCUGGAUACUUACACCAAACCCAAGACCAUCGCUUGCCUUCAUACGUUCUGCUGUGAAUGCCUGGAGCGACAUGCCUUAACAAGCCAAAAACAAGGGUUUUAUCGAUGCCCCGAGUGUCAGGCACAAAUUGGCAUCCCCGAAGGAAAGCGUUUUGAUAAUCUGCCAAGCAGUUUUCUGCACAACAGUUUGUUGAGUCUUCUUGCUGUUCGACGCAGUGGCGAAGGAAGCGAGAUCAGCUGUAGUACAUGCCAGAAGAAGAGCGCUGAGAUCAAUUACUGCUUCGAUUGCGAGAAGUUUAUGUGCCCCGACUGUGUGAAAGCACACGAAGUGUUUCGAGAUACUAUAUUUCAGGGACACAAAGUCACACCAGUUCGACAGUUUCAAGCUGCAGACUACGAGGCCUUGUUGAAACGGCAAUCGUUUUGCUCGGAGAAGUACCACGAGAAAAAGGUAACGAAGUUUUUCUGCGUGGUAUGUCAAAGCUGUGUUUGUCAAGUUUGUAUUAACACAGAUCACAAAAGCCAUGAUGUUGUUCCGCUUGAAAAGGCAGCAGACGAUGAAAAAGCAAACAUCACUGCCCGAGCCGAGCUUGUAAAAGAGAAGAAAGAGGUCUGCCGAGAUGUUAUUCGUGAAUUUGAGAAGACGGAGCAUGAGUUGGAAACAAAUAUUAGCACAGCUAAACGCCGAGUUUCCCAAGCAACCGAACAGAUGAUGGAAAAGCUUCGCCAACUUGAGCGUGAAGCCAUUACUACCCUCGAGAAGUCUCGCGUGUCGAGGAUUGCGAAAUUACAUUCUGGAAAAGCAUCGGUUGUGUCUUUUGAAAAGCAACUUGACCAAGCAUUUGAGUUCAGUAACAACCUGGUUGAGAGGAGCUCAAGCUCAGACAUAAUGCAAAACAAGAAAAAUGUGCAAGAACGAAUUGAAGACCUCAUCAAGACCACAAUGCCUGCACUUCCGGUUAGCUCGUGCGUGGAGUUUGUGUGGACAUGUGAACCAGAGAGUUUGAGUCUGGGAUUUACGAAAUUCAGCGAAAAAGAUGUGCAAGGAUCGACCGUGGAAGGCUUGGAUCAGAAUUUUCAAGCUGGUGUAAAAGCAGAGCUGCUGAUUUGUCCCAAAACAAGUGAAGGAGAAAUCAGAAACACUCAGCACACAGAUCGUGUUGAAAUACACAUAGACCCUGCUGAUCAAGUGAGGAGUUUGGUGACGAGUGAAAAAGAAGAUGAAUGUUUCCAGGCAAAAUUUGUGGUGAAAGUACCAGGUACAUAUAAAAUAGAAGUUAAGGUAAACGGACAGAGACUUGUCAAGAGUCCUUUUACUAUUGUGGUCAAAGCACGAGAGUUUAACAUUGUUGGUAAGUUGGACUUUCAGGGAGAAGUGCCUCAGGCUCCAAGCGGCAUUGCAGUGAACAGUAAAGGUGUUAUUGCUGUGGUUGAUUAUGAUGGUCACUGUAUCCUGGUAUUUGAUGAGACAGGAAAGUUUGUGCGAAAGAUUGGUGGUCAAGGUGACAAGGAUGGGCAAUUUGCGAAUCCGCCUGACGUCACGUUCCUCAACGAUGACGAGAUUCUAGUGGCAGAUCAAUUUAAUCACCGAAUACAGCAGAUAAAUGUUCAGACAGGGAACUUUGUGAAAAGCUUUGGAAAAAAGAGAAGUGGAGAUGGAGAGUUUGGGUAUCCUGUAAGUGUUUGUAUUACAAGUGAUGGACGUUUUAUCGCUGUAGCGGAGUUUGCUAACAGCAGAAUUCAGGUGUUUACAAUGGAUGGUGAACCUGUGUUCAAGUUUGGAGACAGCGGCCCAGAAAGGCUGGAUCAUCCCACCAGCUGCGUUUGUUACGAGGAAAAGUUCUUUGUAACUGACCGCAAUAAUAACUGUGUGAAAGUGUUUGAUGGCAAGGGACGGUUUUUGUACAAGUUUGGAGAAAAAGGAAACGGUGAUGGACAGUUGAAUUCUCCGUAUGGCUUAUGUGUUGACAAGUAUGGCAACCUUCUCGUAUGUGACUCGGGAAAUGGACGCAUUCAACAGUUUUCAUUGGAGGGAACUUUUACUUGCGAGACAAGUGCUAAGGUAACCCUUGAAGGACUUUGGGGUGUUGCCACAAUGCCAGAUGAUCGGAUUUUAAUCUCUGAACACAAUAAGAAAGAAGUAAAAAUUUGGAGAUAAAUCUACAAAUAACAAUUUCAUUACCAGUGCGACAUGGAUAUGUUGAGGCUUCAUGUUUUUUUUUAUCAUUUGGCAAAAAUUCUCCUAAAAUGCUUUAAUAGAGGGCCAGGACUGACGACUAAGAAUUUUCACCAUUACACUGACACAUUCUUCUCGUUUGUUCUUUUCUUUGGUAAAUUACUCGUCAUAAUGAAGCCGAAAAAUAGCUUAUGAUCUAAGGGACCCGUAGUAUAUCGCUGUUAAGGUUGCUAAAUUUUGGGAACCUUUUUUAUAUCUUAACUUAGACAAAUCGGAUCUUCUUAGAUGGAAAUGUUAAGGACUUAAUGCUACGCAAUGUUUGAAUGGAUUGACUUUUAUGGACUAUAUGGUCGAUAGACUUGAUAAAAAUUGAUUUUGAGCUAAAAUAUUUGUUAACUGUUUCUUGAACUACAAAAAGCUCAAAAUAUGUCAAGCGAUUGCACCAGAGAGCUUUCCUUGAACUACACAUUAUUUUCGAUAAUUGUAAGUCGUGUUAUUUACUUAAUUUACCAGUAGAAUUUAGCAGACUGUUGAAAUGCAUAAGAGA